GGGGGGGGACUUAUGGUUGAGGAUGUUGUUCAUGGACGUGGUGCUGGUAUUGGUUAUGUAUGGUGCUGGUGCUGGUGCUGGUUGUCGUCAUGGUGUUGGUUGUCGUCAUGGUGCUGGUGCUGGUUGCUCGUCGCUUUCAUCUCUCUCGUCACGCUUGAUACCAUGUCGCUUAACCCGCCACACAGGAUGGCAGCGCCAACUGGCCUGCUUUGGGUCGUGGCAGUGGCGGCAACGCUCGUCAUGGGCAGCGCGGCUGCCGCCACAACAGACGUCAUCAUACCAGACAUUCCGCAGUGUGUGAGUGAGAGGUUCGUCGCGAGCAAGGUCGUUGAAGCUGUUCAUCGCGGGCUCGCCACUGUGCUGGCAGGCGACAUCGAUGGCGACGGAUGGGACGACCUGGUCCUCACCGCCCCUGCCGCAAAUGCCAUUUUCUGGCAACAGUUCAACACUUUGUCGCUCUCCUUUGGCUCGCAAAGGCUCAUCUCGAGCGAAAUCAAGGACCCGGGCGCCAUGGUUCUGGUUGACAUCGACGGCGACUCGGACUUGGACAUCGUCGUCGGCUCACCGCAGCUAGACGUCAUCGUCUGGCUCCGCAACUCACAGUCUGGCGGCGAGAUGAAGAUCGCAGCACCAGUCACCAGCGAUGCUCGCGACGUCAGCGCUCUCGUCGCUGGAGACGUCGACGGCGACGGUGACUCUGACGUCGUCUGGUGCUCUGAUGCCGCCACAGGCACGGCGUUUCUCGCUUGGCAUGUCAACGAAGACGGCCUCGGCCGCUUUGGCCGCAUGAUUGCCCUUUCGACGUCCUGGGUGACCGGCUCCGCCGUCGGUCUGGGCGACGUUGAUGGCGAUGGUGACCUUGACGUCGUCGCUGCUUCAAAGUUUCAAAUCAACUUUGGCUGGUUCGAAAACACCGACGGCAACGGCACCUUUGCGCCCGUCGUUGUCCUGGUUGAAAGCGAGUUGAGCCUCCCCACGUCGGUCGCGGUCAUCGACUUGGAUGCUGACGGCGACAACGACCUUCUUGUCACAGACACAACAGGCGGUGGCCAGCUAAUAACCUUUACCAACAACGGCGGUGGCGUGUUUGGACCAGAGUCGAUAACACUGGCCGACAUCGUCGGCUUUGUUAUCCCUGCGGACAUCAACGCUGAUGGCCUCCCCGACCUCGUCUCCGUCCGCAACCUCAACGACGGCAACGUCGGCUGGUUUCGCAACGACGGCAGCAACGGCACGGCGUGGACACAAGUCCUUGUUCAGUUCAUGGCCGGUGCUGUCAAUGGCAUCACCGUCGCUGACUUUGAUCGCGACGGCGACCGCGACAUAGCUUGGAUCAUCAGCGAGGCCGAGAAUUCGGACGACUUGGUCACCUUUUGGUCCGAGAACACCGACGGGCUUGGCACCUUUACCGCCCCAGCUGACAUUCAAAACGGCGUCAAUAACGUCAAAGACGUCUUUGCCGGCGACUUUGACAAUGACGGCAAUGUCGACCUCGCUUAUGUCGGCAGUGAGCCGAGCCUUGUCGCCUGGCGCCCCAACAUCAACGGCGUGGGCGAUUUUGGCGAGGCUGUCGUCGUCGACGCCUCGGUCGCAGUGCCCCUCGCCAUCAUCGGCGGCAACAUCAACGGCAAACCAGGUCUUGACCUUGUUGUUGGCAUAGAACUGGGCGCUGCCAUCGUCUGCUACACAAACUUGGAUGCUGCCGGCCGCUCGUGGAACAAGACCAUCAUCGCCACCGGCAUCGUCGAUCCUCUUGCGAUCGCCUUUGCCGACAUCGACGCCGACGGCGAUCUCGACGUUGUUGUCGGUGCCAACCAGCUCGGCUCUGUCACCUGGUUCGCGAACAGCGGCCUAGGCGCCUUUGCUGCAGUGAACUCCGCCAUCUCGGUCGACGUCUUUGGUCUCACCGCGCUUGUCGUCGCCGACAUCGACCUCGAUGGCGCCGCAGACGUCAUCACCACCGCAAACCAUGCUGCGCCUGCUUUUGACGUCGUCGCCUGGCACCGCAACGUCGGCGGCGACGGUCUCACGUGGGCCACCGUCAACGUCACAACUCUGCUCAACAAGCCGUUCGAUGUCGUUGCCUUUGAUGCUGACGCUGACGGCGAUCAAGACCUUGCUGUCGCUUCAAUCAACGACCGAACUGUCUCACUCUUUCUCAACUCGGACAGUGCAGGCUCGUUCAGCAGUCGAGUUCUCAUCGACGUCGGCGUCAGAGGAUACCGCAGCAUUGCUGCCAUCGACAUUGACGCUGACGGCGACCUUGACCUUGCUGCCGCCCAAGGCAGUGGCAUAGUCAAUGUCUUUCUCAACGCCGCCAAUUCAGGCUCAUUUGGCCCCGGCCAGGCGCUGACCAACAUCGACGCGACCUUUGUCGCUAUGACCACCGGAGACUUUGAUGGAGACGGCCGCCAAGAUGUGAUGAGAGCUCACUACAAUGGAGGUGUUUACUCGCACAUCGAGUGGUUCUCGUCGCAACCAUCCGUCACCAACACCUUGGAAAGCUUUGGCACCGCUAGCGAGUCGCUCACCAUCGCCGGCUCGCCCAAGCCGCGACAUGUCGUCCUCGCCGACCUCGACUCGGACGGUGACCUCGAUCUGGUGUCGGUCUUUGACACAACUGUGGCUUGGUUUGAAUACCUCGACGCCCGUGCCGGCUUUGACCCCGUCGCCAACGUGCUGGCAUCCGUUGCCGCUGGCGCUGCUGCAGCCGUCGCAGACUUUGAUCGCGACGGUGACCUCGACCUUGCCUGGGUCUCUGGCUCGGGCCUCUACUGGGCGCGCAACAAUGGUGGCGACAGCUUGUUUGGCCUUCCCGUCAGCCUUGACACGUCCAUUGUUCUUACAGACCUUGCCAUCGGUGACAUCGACCGUGACGGCGACUUGGAUCUGGUUGUUGCUGGCCAGGACUACGCUGCGCUUUAUCGCAACCUUGACGGCCUCGGCUCGUUUGGUCCUCCCACCGUGGUGGCCGGCUCUACUGGCACCGUCGCUGCUGUCCAGCUUGCGGAUGUUGAUAAUGACGGCGCACUCGAUCUGGUCGAGGCAAGCUUUUCCCGCAACGAAGUUGUGUGGUACCCUAACGACGGUUCAGGCUUCUUUGGCUUCCCGAAGCUGAUUGCCUCGGUCACCGGCGUCUCUGCCCUUGAGCUGGCAGACUUGGACCAAGACGGCGACAUUGAUGUGGUGACCGGUGACAACGGCGGCGACAACUCCGUGAUGGUCUUCGCUAACACGGAUGGCUCCGGCGCUUUUGAUCUCCUCCAAAUCGUGGCCACCAACGUCAUUACGGUUCAGUCCGUCCAAGCUGUGGAUGUCGACGGUGACCGCGUUCUCGACCUACUGGUGGCCGCAAAGGAUAGCAACUCGGUGCUUUGGUUCCGCAACAUUGGGGCUGGUGGCGUCACGACGUUUGGCCCGACUCAAUCGGUUUUGUACGGCGUAGCGUCCGACAACCCAGCAUCGGCUGCCGGUGGCGACGUGGACGGUGACGGCGAUCUCGACGUCAUCGCGGCCAUGGCGACUUUCCAGGUUGUUCUUCAGAAGACCCGAGUUGCGUUUCACACCUACCAGUCGACAACGCGUGAACUCGAUACCCAGCUCUCGCUCUGCGUCUUCGACCCGUUCUCACUUGCAUGUAUCGAGGAGAACAUGCAGCGACUUUCUAGCUGUGUCCGCGACACCUUGAUCCUACCGCCGGGGCGCUACGCGCACGCGCGGCGUGGGCAGCAUGCCUCGGUCACUCGCCCCAUGGUGCUGGCGGCUCGCGAGCCGGGCUCAGUCGUGCUCGACGGCGCGCUGCCGGACCGCGCUCGUGGAGGCGUUUUCUUCCGCUCGCAUCCGCACGAGCGCCAGUCGAACAUGCCGCUGCAGGGCGCGCUGCGACUGGAGAAUAUCACUGUGUCCAACACUGGCAUCGGGGUCUCAUCCCCCUACGGCACGCCUGGCCUCAGAACUGAUGGUCCAGGUGCCGUCUUGGAGCUCGUCAAUGUUAACGUGACGGGCGCGAUUGCAGACACAGAGCUCACAGCUACUCUGUUCAGCGCCGGUACAGGCGGCGCAAUUCUUGCCACCGAUGGCAGUGAGCUGCGACUCAUCGCAACUCAUGUUUAUGGCUGCUCCGCCUCGCUGCAGGGUGGUGGCGUUGCGCUGCACGGUGCCGCUACCCGGGCGAGGUUCGAGCGUUCGGUUGUCGCCGGCUCGACAGCCGGUCUCGACGGCGGCGGCAUCGCGAUUCUGGGCGGUGCAUCGCUCGAACUAGUCUCGACAGACAUUCGUGAUAACUCGGCUCGGACUGGAUCGGGUGGCGGUUUAUACGUUGCUUCUCUGGCGCAAGUCAACAUGACGAGCUGCACUGUGUUUGGCAACGAAGCGCCCAAGGGCAUUGGUGGCGGACUCUUGCUGCGGCCGGAUGCCGACUCACAGUUGUACCUCUCGCAGAUCCGCGGCAACCGCGCACGAGUCGGCGGUGGGAUGGCUCUUGCGCUUGGCGGCUAUGAUGACGGUGUGCUCGUCGACGCUGUGCAGGACGUGGCGACCGUGGCAUCUGUUGACGUGGUGGUGGGGCCGAAACUCAUUCUUGACACCGUCGUGGUUGUGGCAAACGAGGCCUCGCUCGGUGGUGGAAUGUACGCCUGUGGCGGUGAUGUGACGAUCCGCGGCUCAGGCGGCGAGUGGACCAACAACGCGGUGCGUUUGUCGCCAGUUGUAGACUCGGCUGCGGAUGUGUUUGUCUGCGCAGUGGCUGGGACAAUGCCAGGCAGCCCUCCGCCUUGGGUGCUGGUCGAGCCUGGAGCAGGUGGCCCAACUUCUGUGCAUGGUCCGCCCGGCGCAGUGUUGUGGGAGAUCAAGCCUGUGGCGACGGCACAGAUUGGUCAUUCUGUGGUGGGCACAGUCCGUCUUGUCGAUGCUUUCGGGCAGAACGUAGCUUACGCAGGCGCGCUCGCAGAGCUGGUGGUGAGCGGGCCCGGGCUGUUAGCUGGCGUCGCAGAGGAUAUCCAGUUUAUGCUCGACACUGUUCCACUGCCGUCGCUACAGUUGUGGGUGCGGGCAGACGUCCUGGUCGGCAGCGCCUUGCCUGAUGUGGAUAUUCAGGUGGUCAUGAGCUCUUCGUCUCCGGUCACUUCUCUCUCUCCGCCUGUGGCGGUUCAGGCGGUUACAUCGCGAACAAGCCUCGUUCCGUGUGGACUCGGGUUUGGUCUUAACGAGCUCUCGGUCAUGGUAGGUGCACAAGUCGUUGAUGCGGUUGAGUGUAUUGCGUGCCCAAGUGGGACGUUCUCGUCUACGGUUGCUCUCGAGCCAUGCACGCCUAACCGCGGAUGCAACGCCAACUCGAUCAGCCUGGAUGGCGGAAAUGUCACCGAUGGCGCGACCGGCCUCAAGUGCCUGUGCGAUACCGGGUUUACAGCAAGGGGCUACGACAGCGAUGGUCUCGUGCUGUGUGAGCGAUGCCCUUCAGGCGGGCGGUGUGCCCGCGGGUUGGGUCCGCCUGUCCCUGCGCCUGGUUUCUACGCCGAUCCGAAGAAGAACGACACGUUUGUCCAGUGCAAGCGGGUGAGGGGCUGCCCGGGCGGCUCGCUGCUGGUCCAGUGCGCAACCGGUUAUCAUGGGUAUAUGUGCAACGAGUGCGACGACGACUACUACUCCAACUCGAUUGCAGAGUGCAUCAAGUGUCCACCAGCGGCAAUGGGUGGCUUUGUGGCUGGCGUGCUUGUCCUCCUUGGACUGGGCGCGGCAGCAGCUGUUCUUGUCAGCAUCGGAGUGGUGCGGAUGCAGUCGUCAGAGAGCCUGCAUCGGGCGUCAAUGGAUGUGCUGCGGCAGCGAAGCCUGCCUGCGACUGUGGGGAUGGUGGUGAUGGUGUUCCAGAUCAUGGGCAUUCUGUCGACCGGCAAGUAUGGCUGGUCGGACGAGGCGCAGAGUGUACUUUCGGUCUUUAACGCGGCGAAUGUGGACGUCAAUCUCUUUGCAUCGGAAUGCUCGCUUGCAUCGUUCCACACAAAGUACGUGGUCUCGAUUGCGCUUCCGAUUGUGGUCCUUGGUGCUGUCGUGGUCGGCCUCCUCGUCCUCAAGGGCAUGGCGGGCGCUGGGAUGGUGCCGUUUCGGCUGCGCGGGCUGGCCAGUGCGCGGAUCAGGAUCCUUGUUGACGCGGCGCUGUUUACAGUCACACCUGUACUGUACAUUCCGAUGGCGCGGGCGACACUGGUCAUGUUUGACUGUGUCCAGCUGCCCAACGGCGACUUUGUGCUCGAUGUGGACCCUGGAGUGGCAUGCUUUGAUUCUGGCUGGCUCGGCAUUCUCCCUGUUGGCCUCGUGGGGCUUGUUUCGUUUGUAUUCGGCUUUCCGCUCUACUUUCUGUUCUCGCUCGUCACGCGGCGAAGCAAGCUGCUGCAGCCUGCGACGUUUGUACGGUUUGGUGGCCUGUACAAGCUCUUCCGUGUCUCAUACUACUGGGGGGGCAUGGCCGAUCUCGGCAAGCGUCUUGCGAUUGUGCUGACGAGUGUUUUUCUCUCCGAAGUGCAGCUUGUGCAGCUCGGGCUGCUGAUGGCGAUCCUCCUCGUCUGGGUUUAUCUGGUGGUCAAGACUCAACCGUACUACUUCCGGCUGUACAACGAGGCGGACGUGCGGCUGACGUACGUGAUUGUGGUCAUGGUCGGGGUUAGCAGCGCGAGCUAUGCUGAGCGAGCCAAUGACGGCGCGAGCCAGACGGGCAUUCUGGUAGUACUGGUGCUGGCGGUCGUUGCGCUGUGUGCUUUGGCGGCGCACGCGAUUGUGCGCGACGUCCUUCAAAUCGUCUCUGACUCGUACUCGUCGUCUGGUGAGCGGGCUAUGCAACUGUCGCUCAUUCUCUCGCGCGAGCAGGAUGACCUUGAGGGCGAGGUUGCCGAGGUGCUCGAGGGAACAAAAGUUCGGCUCUCGCUGGCCAUCGACGAGGAAAAGGCGAACGAAACUAUGGGGCUGGACGGCGUGGCACUCGACGAGCUGUAGCUUGCCUGGAUUACACAUAGUCUUCGCGAGAGUCCAUCGAGUCAAAGGCGGCAAACAUGGUAGCGAGCUUGUGGUCAUCAAAGAUGGAGUCGACCAUGUUGAUUCGGAGAAAGGCUUCGGGCGGCUCUUUGCGCAUGUGGUACUCGCCUGCGUCGUCGCGGAAGACGUGAUAGAGCUUGCCCGGCGGAACGAGGUCGAUGCGAGCAUCAAGGGCCGAGGUUUCGACAUGAAACGGGUCGGGUUCGGCUACACCGACGGCGACUGAGGUCGGACGAAGCCACGCGGCGAGGGUCGACAUAGUGGCAACCGACGCGUUCCAA
Molecule: messenger RNA, 7304 nt
Organism: Thecamonas trahens ATCC 50062
Lineage: Eukaryota; Apusomonadida; Apusomonadidae
Product: fibronectin type III domain-containing protein
Exons: 1
Coding region: 13-6984 (2323 amino acids)
Source: RefSeq, a predicted model, not a curated record